GGCGCGGAAGCGUUGCGUGCACCCUCGGAAGCCGGCGGGCGGCAGAGCAGCGGCGGCCACGGCCGGGCGCCCCGACCGGAGGGGCUCUGGAUCGCUGGAGGCGGCUGAAUCCCUGCGGCGGCGCCGCCGGCGGCGGCGGCGGCCCCAUGAAUCGCGGGACCAUGCCUCAGCCCGGAGCGUGUCCGGGCGCGAGCUGCGCCGAGAAGCCGGUGCGGGAGGCGGGGGCCGCGGCUCCGGAGGGCAGGAAGGCGGCGGCCGGUGGGCUGCCGCGGACCAAGCUGCGGUGCCCAGCUGAGCACGAAGAGGACAUGUAUCGUGACGCGGAUGAAAUAGAAAAGGAGAAAGAAUUACUUAUACAUGAAAGAGGGUCAUCAGAACCCAGAUUAAGUGUCGCUCCUGAAAUGGACAUCAUGGACUACUGCAAAAAAGAGUGGAGGGGAAAUACGCAAAAAGCAACAUGUAUGAAAAAGGGCUACGAGGAGGUGUCUCAGAAAUUCACCUCCAUAAGGCGAGUCCGUGGAGAUAAUUACUGUGCGCUGAGGGCCACGCUGUUCCAGGCCAUGAGCCAGCCGGCGGAGCUGCCCUCCUGGCUGCAGGACCCGGAGCUCACGCUGUUACCAGAAAAACUCAUAAGCAAAUACAGCUGGAUCAAGCAGUGGAAACUUGGACUGAAAUUUGAGGGGAAGAGCGAGAACCUGGUUGAUAAAAUUAAGGAGUCCCUCACAUUACUAAGGAAGAAGUGGGCAGGCUUGGCUGAGCUGAGAACUGAAGCAAGACAGAUAGCUUGCGAUGAACUGUUCAUGAAUGAAGACGACGAGUAUUGCCUCUAUGAAGCUGUCAAAUUUCUAAUGCUAAACAGAGCCAUUGAACUGUACGAUGACAAAGAGAAGGGAAAGGAAGUUCCAUUUUUCUCGGUGCUUCUCUUUGCUCGGGAUACAUCCAGUGACCCUGGACAGCUGCUGAGGAACCAUCUAAACCAGGUGGGACACACUGGUGGCCUUGAACAGGUUGAAAUGUUCCUUCUUGCCUACGCGGUGUGCCACACCAUCCAGGUGUACCGGCUCUCCAAGUACGGCACUGAGGAGUUCCUCACCAUCUACCCUACCGACCCACCCAGGGACUGGCCAGUGGUGACCCUGAUCGCCGAGGAUGAUCGGCACUACAACAUCCCUGUCCGAGUGUGUGAGGAGACGAGUCUGUGAGACACACUCAGACGGCCCGGCAAUGCGGCCAAGCUGGGCCCUUGUUUACUACAUGUAUCCCUGACUCAGCCUGGUGCCCACCUGUGUAAGUGCAGAGUCCUCCUUGCAGCAGCCCAGUGCCUGGAGUGAGAGGAAGGACCAGCCUGGAAGAGCAGGGUGAGGUGUGCGGUGGGAGGAGGCGGACAGGCUGCUGGGAACGGUUGUGCAGGCUGUGCACUGCAAAGCUCUAGGUGUCAUUCACAUCGUGGUCCAGGAGUACACAUGAGCUUGGGAAGGAGAACCAUUCUGGAGCCAUUUUUGGCAUCUAGGCCUUAGGUGACCAGGAGCACCUGAACUAAACCAGUGGGACGAAAGAGGGUGCAGAGGGAGGGAGAGAAGUGAGAGAUGCUGGGAGCGAGAACUGACAAGGUCAGUGACUUGACUGAGGGAGAGGUGGCACAUGGCGUAGGCUGGUGUCCGGGCGGGUGCUAAUGUGACUCAUCUAGCUGGAGAGGGGUGGAAGUCUGCGGGGGGCAGGGCUUAAGGCUGAGAUGUUGGGAGGUGACUGGACUGCAGUUCUGGAACAAGUCAGGGCAGGAAAAACAGCCCUGGGGAUCCCCAGUGUAUAUUUGGAAUUGGAAACAGGCCCAGAUUAGGUCACCCAGGAGCAUGUAAACUAGGUUCCCAACUAAGGUGGGAGCAGGCCUGGGGUGGGGGUGGGCAGGUGGAGUCUUUUUUAAAGAAGGUGGAAUUAAAUAGCAACACAGCUGUAGGGUGAGGAAGGCCACUGGAAUCUGGGCAGUGGCAGCAUUUGGGGGAAAGGCGGAAAGAAGAACAGAGCUGAGCUGGGACGCGGUGCUGCCAGGCACCGGGGAGAAAUCCCUUUUUGACUCCGUCACGCGUGAACAUGGGAGCAUCUCUCCUAACAGGGCCCCGGGGGCUGACCAUAGCCGGCUUUCCUCAGCUACUUGUCUUUAGAGCAAGAGAGCCUGGUACACGAGUCAGAGGAAAGAAUUCUAGGUGUGUGGUAUAAUGUGAAGUUUGAUAAUAAUUAUUCUAUUUGUUCAUUCUCUUUUGGUCUUUGGAUCCAAAGGUUCUGAACCCAAAGUUAGACUGGCCUUUGUUUUGUUUUGUAAAAGCUCUAGUAGUUUUUCUUUGCUGAAAGGAGCCCGGCGGUAGAGUUGGUGGCUGGGGUGCUCCCAAGCUGCCUGGGAGCCUGGCGGACGUGCACCCCCGCCUUUGUGCACCGCCGUUGACGGCUCUGCAAAUCCUGACAUCGCAGCGGAGGGGAGCUAGAAAAGAUCUUGUUCUAGCGCAGAGGAGGCAGAUCCAGAGGCAUCCGAUAACCUGCCUGGCUCACAGCUAAUAAGAAGCAGAGAUAGAAUGAGGACUCACAGCUGCUGACUUUUUUCCUUUUGUGCAAAGACCAGUGUGUUGAACUGUGAAGUGGUAUUUACUGGCUUGCAUUGUCCAGUAGGGAGCCUGGAGCUUGCUGGGGGCAUAUAAGAACAUAAACAAUGCCAAUAUGCCCUUCACCCCAGCAUUGCCUUUCAAAGUGUUGAAAAGGAAAACUUAGAACAGGGCUUAGUUUUCUCCUUGAUAUUAACUUAAAAACCCAUUCAGUUGUAUCUAUGAAUGUAUUUAAACUACUUACCGCAAGGUGAAACCUUUCAGUAGUUUACCACCAUUGUAUAAGGUGUGGAUGUGGGUGGUUUAGGACAAUUCAUAAAUAGGCAGAGUAGAGACAGGUGUUUCAAAACCAUGAACCAGCUUGUGGUUUACUUUAACAUCUUCUUGAUUAAAAGCCCUCAGCCCUCAGAAAUGAAGACAAAUAUGAACACUGAAAGUCUUCUGCAAUGUGUGAGGAAGGGGGCAGUGGGCAGGCCGCUGGGAACGGUUGUGCAGGCUGUGCACUGCAGAACUCUAGGAGGGGUCAUUUACAUUGUUGUCCAGGUGGACACACGAGCGUGGAGAAGGGAAACUGUUUUGGAGGCUUCAGUAGCAUCCAGGCCCUAGGUGAACAGGAGCCCUGGAGCUAAGCCAGUGGGAAUACAGAAGAUGCAGAGGGAGGGAUGGAAGUGAGAGAAACUAGAGGGGAGGACUGAUGGGGGUUAGUGUGACAGUGAGGGAUGGGUGUGUCAUGGAGGAGGUUUCUGGGAGGAUGAGCAUGUGAUUCAUCUGGGGUGGCAGGAGAAAGUGUGGGGAGGGUGCAGAUUUGCUGACAAUGUCUGGGCCAGUACAGCUCCACACCCUACCUCAUAGCCAAGCAGGAAGACCUCUAAGACUUCAAAAUCAUGUGGUAUUAGAGGCAGUAAGAGGGCAGCAUGGCAGAGGUAGUACUGCCACUGGCAUUUUAACUCAGACAUGUCCUGAAGCAGGAAAGCGAACACGCGGUCAGAAGCAGGUCAGUAGCAUGCUUACAUCCUUGUUGAUUUCAGGUAUGUAAAAAAACACAUUCUCUAUAUAAUCUCUCAUAGGAGGUUAAAAAAAAAUGAGAGCCAUCAUUCUUUGAGGUCAAGACAUUAUAGCUGAAAAAACAGUAAUGCUUUUCACAUAAAGACUGAUAAGAGCAAGUCUCUCAGAUGUGGGCAGGUGGGGUUUUACAUGCUGUACCUCUUACUUUCCUAAAGCCAGGCUGUCUGGAUCUCCAUUCUAGAAGCGGUGGGGAGAAGCUGGGCCUCAGAGAAGAACUUUCAGUAUUGCUGUAGUUGUGGGAAGUAAAAAUCCAUUUUAAUACAGAAUAAAAUUUGAAGAAAUGGCUCAUGUUUAAAUAAGACAGGGAGUUUGGGGAAAUAUCCCAGUGGCUAGAGGUUUUAGCUACCAAGGCAAAGGGGGAAAUUUUAAUGUCUCAUGUACGUUUGACAAAAAAGGGAAAUUGUAGUCAGAAUUAGGAAACCAUAUAAUUUGGGGCAUGUAAACAGACUAAUGGUUAGAACAAGAAAAUCAAGAAACUAAAAACAAUUUCAAUCAUAUGCCAACCAUCUAAGCUUUACUUAAAGUAAAAUUAAAAUAUGAAAGCUGUUUGACAAUAUAUGAGCACAAAUUCCUCCUCCUCCAAAAAAUUCCAAAAAAGAAAAGCAUAUAUAAAUGCUCUUAACAAUGCAAAAACUUACAUCUAUGAAAUACAUACACAGCAUUUAAAUGCAGCGUAUAUUUUAUACUGACCUCUGCAGUCAAUUUUAAUGAAGGCUGUACAAAUAUUUUAAUGUGAUUGGCUUUAACAGUUUAAACUAAACCCACAGUUUUGACGUGAAACCAAAAAGCCUGUAAGCUGACAGCCACAGCUCACGUAGAAUAAUGAGUCCCAGGAGACUUAAUUUUGUUUUAAAAAAAAAAUUCUGGAUCACUGCUAAUGUUCAGAUCUGAAAGAAAGAAUGAGGUAAUUUUAUUUCUCCAUUGCAGGAUCCCGUACCAUGUUGUAAAUCCCAGAUCCUACACAGACUGUUAGACCAGGAAGGAGCCUUGGCAAUAAUGACUGGACCCUCUCGAUGUACAGGUGGCCGCCGUGAGGCCAGAGAGGUGUGAGUGACGCUGAAGUUCUCCUUGUAUGAACUAGCACAGGCUUGUCGCUGCUGAACAGGAGCCCCCGUGUGGCUCUGUCAAGGUUUCUGAAGCCCCGCGACGAGCUUCUUGCUCUUUCCAGCUUCAGAUAUUUGCCCUUUCCAUACACUACGAAGCAAACCGAAUGUGGUGUGGGUCGAAGGAGCAGUGUGUUUGCCCAUAGGCCUUGUGGGUGUGGGGGAGUGGCCUGCUUCCCGGUGACUGGGCCACGCCUCGGGUGCUGGGUGCCUGGCGUUGAGGUACCGUGUACCUCCUUUGUUCAUCCAGAGUGGCUUGAACUUUGCUUUCAGUAUCAGGUUCAUCCAAACAGUGGGUCCCCCAUGUCUGUGGCCCCACACUUCACGGAACCAGAAUCCACCUGGCUGUAGUGGUCCCCACUCCCAAGUCACCAUUUCUUGUCCCUGGUUCACAGAUGGACAACAUCUGCCUCUAAACCUCACAGUAACGACCAGUCUCUGUACAUCACUGAGUCUCCACGAAGCCAUAGGGCGAGUGGUGCAUCUCCCCACUGUAACCUAAGGAAACCACGUAUUCUUCUGGAGAGAGAAAGGGUUCCUAGGUCUUGUGCGCUUUUGUUUACGUAUACGGACUGUAGAAGCCAAGUCUUUAGUGAAGUGCACUUUAAGUUACAUCUCCUAACUUAAAAAGAGGCACCAAAUAAACAUGUGCUGAAUCUGUGGGUAGCUGACAGCCAUCUAUAAAAGUGCAUAGAUCUUACAGUCGUUCAGAGACCCUGGUUGAUUGCAAAUGAAGCAGAGAAAAAAUUAUCCUGGAACCACUUGGACUUGGCAGAGAUGAUUAAAAAAAAAAAAAAAGACUUUGGAGGUGCACCUUUGAUGAGCUGCUUUGCCACAGCGAAUAGUUCUAACCUCCCCUCGGGAGAAGAAAGUGAAGUCAACUUACAGCAAGAUCUUACCACCUCCCCUUCACUGUUUUCCCUUUUUGAGAUCAGACAGUAAACACUAUAAUUUGUUACACCUUUCCUGACUUCGGCGUUGGGUGUGGGUUGAUUACGUAAUUACACGUCUCACAUUUUGCACACUUAGGUAGUUCAUUUUAGACUUUUAACCUGUAAAAGGGUAGGAGCAGGGCCUUUUGGUCUAUUUUUCUUCAGAUUUUCUCUACAUCCUGUUUUAUGUGUGGUUAGAUCAGCUGAUGAGUCACGUGGUGUUUUGCUGCUUCAAAGGCCAGAAAUAGAGACUCCAAGUAACCACACAGAGGACCAUCUUGAAUGUUUACCAAACACGUUGCUCAAAAACAUGCUUUUCUACGGUUCAAAUGCUUUUUAUGAAAGAGCUCUGUGAGGGCUGUGCCUGAGGCUGUGUCUCGGAAGGCAGGUGGGAGCCUGGUUUCAGGGAAUCGGCUGCACAUGCAACGCAGACCUCUAAACACUUACAGAUCGCCACGUGCUACAAAGCCUUGCUCAUUGCAAUUUUGGUUCUCUAUAUGCAUAAAGGUCAGGACUUAGCACAUAAAAGGACCGAGCAUUGCUUUGAUUGAUGAAGACUUCAUCCUAAGUUAGGAGGGCAGCUCGCCUGCAAAGUAGGAAGCCAGAAACCCUGGCUGGUGGGUACAUACCAGCUCAUGCUGUCCUGGGCACUGGUCUGCUGAGAUAUUCAGAAAUAGAAGGAUUCUUGAAUACAAGAAAAUGUUUCUCAAAGUAAUCAUUUAAUUACAACAACAGUACUACUUUCUCAGUCUUUCCCCCACUUCAGUUUGAAGAAGGAAAAAAAAAUCCAGUCAGAGAGCUACUGAGUCUUUAAAUGGGUAUGUUUCUGGAAACUAAGGGCACAAAACAGCUGACCUCCCCCUGCCCCUUCCAGAUGAUUCCCAAGUGAGGAGGAGUUAGGAGGGUCAGUCGGUGUUAACUCUUUUACAUCUAGCUCUAAAGUUAUCAUUGAGUAAGUUCUGGUGUCUGGGGACUGCGGGAGAGGCAGGAAAAGGCUGCAUGUGGGGACCACCGAGCUGGGCCCCGGCUGGAGAGCACCCUGGCGUCUGGCUUGAUGGACCAUCUUGAGUCUGGACCUCCCUCCUUGUGGGCCUCCUGCCCACUGCGCCUGCAAUGGUUAUUUAUUGCAAGGACUCAGGAGUGAAAAAGAAAGUGCUUUUACUACCGUAACGAAAUCUCCUUAGCCAUCCAAUAUACCCUACAGCAAAGCCAGAAGUUUCUGUUUCUGAGUAUCAGCCGUCCCAGGCAGUUUCAGAGCCAGACCACCUGGUACUGCUAAAAUACAAAGCAAAACAUACAUGCAAAUCAGAGAAGAUGACCUUUGGGCACAAGACCAGCCAAACCUGGGCAGCGAGGGGGUGUGGCUGAUGUCAACCUGUGGCCUUUGUGCCCAAAGUAAGGAAUCCCAAGCAGGUGAGGGUUUCCGGCCAACGUGCAAACCUCGCCACACGCCGAGCCACAUGGCCGGCAGGUCCUGCCCAAUCACAUCUUUCCUGGAGCCAGCCCGGCCUGCUUCCUCCUGCUCAGAUCUUGGUGUCUCACUGAUGCCAGUGGCACCGAGGUCCCGCUCAUUGUGGGCAGAGCCCACGGCAGCUGCGUGGAGAAUGAGAAAGCAAAGAGCGGCCUGCUUUGACACAACCAGCUGCUCUGACCUGAGCUGGCCCAGAGAAGACCCCCGGGUUGGAAAGACCUCUCUGAAUGGCCCAAACUCACUUCUCAGCAUCUAAAUAAAAGCAGCUUCAUGCUCCCGUGGUUUUAGAUUGUGUGUGUCUACAAGGCACCGGUCCACACUGAGAAAGUCAUGGCUGGUCUUUGCAUAGUCCUUGGCCUGAGGCUUUCACAGAAAUCCUGAGUGACUUGCAAGAGAAAAGGAACCUGUGUCGGGGGAAGGUUUCUUUGGUCGAUGAAGUCCAAGGGGUGCCCCCCCAUCACCCUGAAAAGUGGGAAGGAGAAGGGCCCCCCCCCUCCCCAGCCCGUGCCGAAGAACCUGCCGGCGGUGGGGUUUGCUUUAGAAGUUAAGGUGUGUGCUUGUCAGGCCGGCGGGUUUUAGCAGCACAAGCCAACGAAGGAACUGUGUCAGGGGAGCGUGUACUUCAGGAAGAAAGGUCUUGGACACGGGCGUCCUGCAGAGUCACAGCUCCAUCGUGGCGGUCUGGGUCUGGGCUUGCGGCCCGUGUUUUCCCAAACUAGCAAAAUACCAUGGCCCACGAAUCUUCACCCUGAAAGUGCCUCUGAUGUCAGAAUGCCCUCUUCUAGUUGCAUAAGGAGCCUGGGGGGUCUUUCCUCGAUUUUGAGGGAAGGAAUUUGCUUUUUCAAUUUGCUCUUUAAGCUCCAACCCCACAAGCAUGAAAUACUAAUCACACAUGUUAAAAAAUACUGCUGUUUAAUUUUCUAGUCAUGUACUUUAAAAAAGCUGAUACAAUUAGAUUUUUCCCCCAUCCUCUCAGAUCUGCCCCUGAAACACCCCAAAGUUAUGCAUCUUAAUUUUCUGCAUAUAUAUAUAUGACAAAUUGCUCACAGGAAGCACAUGGGGAUUUGUCCAGACAUGUGAAUGGACCCUGUGAUGUUCAUGGCUGACUCCAAGCCCUUACAUUCUUUUUUUUCUAUGAGGGACGAUAUGAUUACACAGCACUGAAAGCAAUAAAUGCAAAAGGCUUGACUUUUUCCUUCUUUUUGCUCUUCUAGCAUGUAUGUCCAUUCCCACGAUAGUCUACACCACCUGACCCAUUUAAACCCCUGUUACUCAUAGUGAAAAAUAGUUCUCUUGUCAUUUACUGACCCUUAGAUUUAUAUACAAAUGACAGACUGUAAAACUGCUACAAACAAGAUACAACAUCCAUGGAUACAAUACGUUUUCAACUGCAGGUACCUUGAGCACACGAGCAAUCACCGUAUUGUAUUAGAGACAUUUUAUUGAAAAUGCGAAAAUAGGAAAUGUAUUAUAGCCUAAAAUAAAUUACAUAACAUAUACAGUAUAUAUUUAUAUCUUUAAAAUAUUUUUUUUUGUGUUUAGGUUCUUUCAGUCUAGGAAUUUUGACUAAAUCAAGAAUUUAGUGAACUGUGUCCAUAAUUUUUUAAAGAAAAAAACCCGCUUUCCAAAACUUAGAAAAAUAGACUGCACUAAAUGGAUUUCAAAUGUAUCAUUUCAGGGAGUAUCACAUAGUGAUUUUGCUAUGGUUUAUAAAAUGUCUUGCUUUCUCGUGUGGCGUAAAAGGGGAAUACAGUACACUCGGAAUUACCUGUACCGCAUGGUGAGGACUAAGAAUGGCAGGACCAGGUCAUAAAUCUACUUCCCAAGUGACGAUUCGGCAACCUGGCAUUAGAAUGCUAGAUUAUGACUUAAAGCUUCAGUUCCCUUUAAAAACUAACAUGUAAAAGUUAGAAUGCUCCGUUUCACUUGCUCUAGUGCCAUCUUCAGGAAAGGUGAGUGAAAAGCAAGCCUUCUGGGAAAGUCAUGCCCAAGGACGCUGCGAUGGGGAGAUGCGCUUUUGUGACACCUUGAACAAGGCAGCUCACGUAUGUACAUGGCGGUGCGGGAAAGUGCGCGCACACUCAAAUCUAGGAAAAAUGUGAGGUGAGACGCUAUCAUUUGCAUGUAUCAGUUCGCUGCUCCCACGGCACCUCAAACCUUCCCAUGGGAGAUGAUUUCCAUCUGUCCGUCCGUCCAGUGUGUUCACAGAUCCAUUCCUGAGCAGGAACGGCCACUCUGGGCUGCAGCCUGGUGCUGCCCUCCGCACGCGUGUCACAGACGGUUUGUGCCUCCACGGUGGGAGGUUGCUGGCUUACAUCUCUUUGCACAGCCAUGUUACUGGGAAGCCAAUCAAAGAAAGCCGAGUUGUCACCUGUUGAUUCUUAAGAGUGAUGCAAGGGACAGGGUGAGUCUGUGGCCUGCUGGGCAGUGGUGGCCAAGGGGUGUGCCGUGGUCCUUUGGUUCCAAGUGGAGACUGUCCGAGGGAGGGGAGACAACGUAGACUACCAGGCAGCUAUGUCUUUGGGGUUUUCACGAAGCGGGGGCAUGAAGUCAAUUGUUCUGUUUCCACAAAGCAGUGGCAAGCCCAUUCUGCAGGCCCCCACAUCAGCGUGAGCAUACCCAGUAUGCCAGCGUGUCUGUGAAACCUUUGAAUCAAGGUCUCUUGCGUUACCAAAACAAAAAACCAAAAACAAAACCGGAAAAAAACACGACAGGAGAGCAGAUGACGCCGAAGUGUCACCUUAGCUGUCCCUGCAGCGCCUCAUUCGUUCUCCCUCAUCUCCACAAUGUCUGUCCCUUCCUCUGCUGGAGGUAUGUCCGUCAUCGCCGAGUCCUCCCCCUCGGCGGCCGACUCGGUCUCCAUCUUCUUUUUCUAGACCAGAGAAGACUCAUCAGCGUGGGGCUGGGACAGGGGCACGUUGCAGCAGAGCCAAGAGCAGGGAGAGGCCACAGGGUCUCAGGGGACCCCUUGUUUAUGGUUGGGGUGACCUUGCUGAUGCUGCAUCUCAGUCAGCUCUUCCUUUCGGUGGGGUUACCUGGCUGUCGGCCAUGCUUGGACUGGGAGAGGCACUCAGGGAUCCCGUCUCCCACUUCCGGGCUGUCAGCUGAUGGAGGCCUACCUCUGCCCAACCACGGCACUUCCCUGCAGUCCCUCCCGAUGGUGGCUCUGCCCUCCCCUCCCCUCCUCCUCCUCAGGUGCAGACAUGACUCCUUAUACCUGGGGCAGGUGUGCGGUUUUGUCCCCAUAUCUCACCUGUUUCCGGUAGACGUAGCACGCUGCUAUGGCGACCAUAGUGGAUUCUCCCACAAACCCUGCAAGGAGGGAGCCCACACCCAGGGUGGCUCCAUGGACCCUGGGGAUGAGAACACAGGGGACAUUCGUCUGUUAAAGCCGUGCUGAGGCAUAGUCAAGUCAAAACCCAGCUGAAACUCAGGAAAGGGGUGGACAACAGGGGGACGGGACAAUUGCAUUAGAGAUCUGAUGGUGAGGGCUGCACCUGAGAAACGGUCCACCUGAGUGCGGGGGGGGGGCCUGGAACUCCAAGCCCAGCCAACUCCCACCCCAGCUCCAGGCCUCAGCUCAGCACUGCUGGGGGCAGGGGAGGUGGGCUUGUCCCCCGGCUCGUGGGCCCAAAGCAUCUCGCCCCUCCUCUCCGUGUAGUGAGGUUUUCCUAGUUGUGGGGCUGACUAUGCCCCUUCCUAGGAGACCGGAGCCCCUGAGGACAAAGGCGGCACCUUUGCUCCCUUGUGUUUGUCCCUUCCGGUUCUGCCACACCGUGGUAGAUGCUCAGUGAACACUGUGUGGAAGCCGGACGAGAAAGUACUCUUCUGGAAUGGAUCUCAGCAGCCUCCCCCCCGGUGCCCAGGCAGAGAAGCAAGGUAUCACUCUGCAUUUCUAAGCUGGGGACAUGCUUGGGGAGUUCAGGGGAAAAAGCAGAUUUAACUUCUGGACAGAACUCGGACACAGCAGCAGGAGCACAGCCCCAGCCCCCAGCGAUGUACCCCAGCCCCUGGCGACGCACCCCAGCCCCCCGGCGACGUACCCCAGGUAGGGCAGGACAACGAGGCUGGCGAUGAGGACGACGAUCCGCAGCACGGAGCUGGGGGCCAGGACGAAGGUCUUCUUCAGGGUCAUCAGCCACCCGGUGAGAUGGGCCCUCACAGUGAC
Messenger RNA from Camelus dromedarius (Arabian camel), 11330 nucleotides. It is a transcript of the gene OTULIN, whose product is annotated as OTU deubiquitinase with linear linkage specificity. The record is from RefSeq and is a predicted model, not a curated record. Gene Ontology annotation, biological process: innate immune response; protein linear deubiquitination; regulation of tumor necrosis factor-mediated signaling pathway. Gene Ontology annotation, molecular function: cysteine-type deubiquitinase activity. NCBI's taxonomy places the organism in Eukaryota, Metazoa, Chordata, Mammalia, Artiodactyla, Camelidae. The transcript has 8 exons. Gene Ontology annotation, cellular component: cytoplasm. The coding region runs from base 147 to 1202 and encodes 351 amino acids.